Molecule: messenger RNA, 1022 nt
Organism: Daucus carota subsp. sativus
Lineage: Eukaryota; Viridiplantae; Streptophyta; Magnoliopsida; Apiales; Apiaceae
Product: chloroplastic group IIB intron splicing facilitator CRS2-B, chloroplastic
Exons: 9
Coding region: 166-894 (242 amino acids)
Molecular function (GO): peptidyl-tRNA hydrolase activity
Source: RefSeq, a predicted model, not a curated record
GCAAAGCAGAUAAAAUUACAUCCAAACAUCUCUGAUAAAGUCAUUCCAGUUCUUGCUCCCAGUUUCCCAAUUCCAUUCCCACGAGCAAGUGAAAACCCCCCAAUAAAUAUUUUGUGCAUUUCUUUCCUGAUAACAGCAGCAGUUUUACAUUCUUUAUUCAGGUCGAUGUUGUGUGCAGUGUCUGCCCCGACCACUUGCAUAACAUUUCCAAGAAGCCCUUUGAGAAAAUUAGGCCCCAGAAGAGUUACUGUGUCGGCUGUGGCAGUGGAGCCUGAUGGGGUUGCUUCAAAAGUUGAAUAUACUCCGUGGCUUAUUGCUGGUUUAGGGAACCCUGGGAAUAAGUAUCAUGGGACUCGCCACAAUGUUGGUUUUGAAAUGAUUGAUCGAAUUUCGGAAGAAGAAGGAAUUGUGUUGAAUACUAUCCAGUCAAAGACGUUGUUCGGGAUUGGUUGUAUCGGAGAGGUUCCAGUUUUAUUGGCAAAGCCUCAGACAUACAUGAAUUUCAGCGGAGAGUCGGUUGGAUCACUUGCUGCAUAUUAUCAAGUACCAUUGCGGCAUAUCCUUCUUGUCUAUGAUGAGAUGAGCUUACCGAAUGGUGUUUUGAGGCUUCAACCAAAAGGAGGACAUGGCUACCAUAACGGAGUUAAGAGCGUUAUGGAACAUUUGGAUGGUCGCCGAGAAUUUCCCAGAUUUUGCAUAGGGAUUGGAAAUCCCCCAGGUACUAUGGACAUGAAAGCAUAUCUUCUCCAGAAGUUCAGUUUGAUAGAGCGAAAGCAGGUGGACGCGGCAUUGGAACAAGGGGUUGAUGCUGUGAGGACCUUGAUACUGAACGGAUUUAACAGUAAAGUUAACAGGUUUAAUCUUGGGCAAAAGUACAAGUAUCAUAAAGUUUGAGGGCAGACGUCAAAUGUUGGUAAAUGUAGAAAGUUUUCUUUUAAGAUCCAUCUUGUUGUACUCUUAACAUUUUCCAGCACAAACUCUGCAGCAAUCUAAGACUAAUAUAGCUAUUAAAUUUAAGAAUA